Messenger RNA from Exophiala viscosa, 647 nucleotides. RefSeq lists its product as uncharacterized. Lineage: Eukaryota; Fungi; Ascomycota; Eurotiomycetes; Chaetothyriales; Herpotrichiellaceae. The transcript has a single exon. The record is from RefSeq and is a predicted model, not a curated record. The coding region runs from base 100 to 486 and encodes 128 amino acids.
CCUCAAGCCUAUAAGCUUUCCGGCCUGCUACUACCAUACCAGCUGAAUCCUUCCCUCUCUUACAAACUUCCCUUCAUCGUCCUUCACAGUCGUACGAACAUGGAUUUGGUUCUCGGAGACUUCUGCUUGUCCUGUGACAAGCAGACCAACGGCACAGCUUUCUGUUCUUCAGCCUGCCGUCUCACACAACUUGAUCACUUCACAUUGGACUCGAACUCCUCAUCUCUCGGUGACACAAACACCAGCUUCUUCCCUCAACAACGACCCUCCUUAUCCAUCUCGACAAAUGGCUUCUACCUUCCACCAGCGUACGACUUCUCUAUCCAUCGAACAUCCUCUUUCAACUCUCUCUCGGCGUCUUCUGUAUCCUCCAGGCCACAUAGCCCUAAACUGUCUGAACAGGCACAAAAUGAUCUGAAAGAUUAUGUUGGGUUGUUUGAUCAGACAAGGACACUCCGUCGAAGAGUAUCGAUGCAAAGCAAUUGAUGUGGGAGACGCAGUCAUACCACGACACUUCACCUACAUGACUAUAUGGAAUACGAGUUGAUGACGAGCGAAUGGGUACACUUGAGACUGCAAUCUUUUCUUUCAUGUGCUUUUAGAUUGCAUGGGCCUGAGGCUAUACGAAAAAAGCAUGAUACGGCGUU